Molecule: messenger RNA, 918 nt
Organism: Dovyalis caffra
Lineage: Eukaryota; Viridiplantae; Streptophyta; Magnoliopsida; Malpighiales; Salicaceae
Source: the annotation of a GenBank genome assembly
AUGUCUAGAUCCACAACGCCUGUAGCACCAUCAUCCAUUAAUAAUGCCUCUCCUUGCAAUGGCACCCCUUACAAAGCAGCCUGUCAAUCUAUCCUCCUGUCAUUGAGUAACAGUAAUAAUGCUCUUCCUAAAACCCCAAAAGAACUCUUUGACCACUCAUUGCACUUCACCUUGAGCCAAGCUCAUUCAGCCCUAGACCAGCUCGCUACCAUAUUCCUUAGCCAAACCUACCGAAAGGUUGACAUGACUCGUUUGGCUAGUAGUGGCAUGAGAGACUGCAUGGAGUUGCUUGACGAUACCUUGGCCCAACUCUCUAAGGUCAUCAAUCGCAAGAAUGACCCUACCCACACCUACAAUGAUGUCCAAACGUGGCUUAGUGCAGCUCUUACUAAUCAAGAAACAUGCAAAGAAAGCCUGCUUGAAAAUGGUAAAAAAUAUCAUUUAGCGAAGCUAGAAGUAAUAGAUUCCAUGGCAAAAAAUUUAAGUCAAUCUAUCAGCAACUCUUUAGCCCUUUAUGUGUCCAAUUACGGGCUCACCGGUACUACUCCUCGUGGUCGGAAAUUGUUGAGUAAUGAUUUCCCAACCUGGGUGUCCUCGUCGGAAAGGAAGCUUCUAGAAGCUUCUAUAGGAGAGAUAGAAGCCCAUGCGGUGGUGGCAAGGGAUGGGAGUGGAACCCAUGCCACCAUAGGAGAAGCAAUCAGGCAGGUGGCGGCUUCCCUGGAGGAUGGGGGUAGAAAUGUAAUUUACAUCAAAGCCGGGACUUAUAAAGAGAGCCUCAGGAUCCCUUCAAAGCAGCAGAACGUGCUUCUAUUUGGUGAUGGGAAGGGUAAAACAGUCAUUGUAGAUAGUAAAAAUGCUGACGAUGGCUCCACUACGUACGACUCUGCCACAGUUGGUACGUACCUUUUACUACAUUAA